UAAAGGAUGAUUCUGUGAUUUUUCUCUGAACAGUAUUUGAAUAUUUUUCUUUUCUGCACUGUUGUUAUAUUUUUUGUUUUCUACACCAGGUUUAAUGACGACAGUCUGAGUGUUUAACAGGUAUCUGAUGGUAAUCGAUGAAAUCAGGGCUGGGCGAUAUGGAUCAAUAUUCUUUCACAGUAAAUAUAAUUUUUAUAUUUCUCACAUUGUUAGACAACAUGAUACAGUACAGAUACAUAUAUAAAAUAAACAUGUUUCUGCUAAUCACUGAAUCAAAUUUAUCAUAUUUCAUCAAAUUAAUGUAGAAAUUAUAUGAAUUAUAAAUAAUAUAAAUCCAUCCUGCUCACAGUUGUCUGAUGAAACAGGAGAUAUUAAAGGUAGAAACACUGCAGUAAAGACGAUCUCUAAUCUCUAUUUUCUGCGUAUUCAGCGUCAUAUCGCCCAGCCUUCGAUAAACUUUGAUUUUAAUAUUUUAACUGAUGUUAACAAGAAUGUACAAAUGCUUUCAAUUAUAUUUUCACCUGUUUUAUUUUAUUUUUCAGGCUUUGAAAAUGUUUGUAAAGUUUUGAUAAUGAAUGUAUGAAGAUCCUGAACUUUUAGUUCUGAACAAGUCCAGAAAACUGUCAACUGACGGUUCAGAUAGUAGUGGCUUAUCUGGAAACCGCGUUCUGACAAAGUUUGCUUUACUUUAAAGGUUCAGUUUUCCCCAGAUAAGCCAUGAAAUCUAUUACAUGAUCCUUAGAUAUAUAACUAACAACCAGCAAACUCAAAAGUCACCAGCAGAAAACGAAACACAGAACACACAGCAAAUCAAAGUCCAGCCCACAGUUCAAACGCAACAAGAGUCCAUAUAUCAGUUCAGAAUAUAAAUGAGUCACUUUCUCCACAGAAUAUCUCUUCGGGACACCAACAACCAACUCUCUGUUUUAGCUCAAAAGAAACCGUUGGACGAUGAAAAUGGAACAGAGUUAGCUCUCUGGCAAUGUAAAGACCAGCUCUGCAAAAGCUCCUGAAAUCCAGCCGGAGCAUGAAGCUGCCGGCUCCGGGGGUGGACGGCCUGUUAGCUGCACACUUCUCCGGGGAGUUUCGGCCACAGUUUAGGUUACGGCUUUGUUAACUUUGUUAACCCUAGUGAUGCAGAGAGGGCUAUCAGUACCCUCAAUGGCCUGAGGCUACAGUCUAAAACUAUCAAGGUUUCGUACGCGCGGCCGAGUUCAGACAUGAUCAAAGAUGCAAAUCUGUACAUCAGCGGUCUGCCGAGGACGCUGAGUCAGCCGGAGCUGGAGGACAUGUUCACUCGCUUCGGACGCAUCAUCAACUCCAGGGUGCUGGUGGACCAGGCCUCAGGGCUUUCUCGGGGUGUGGCCUUCAUCCGGUUCGAUAAGCGAUCCGAGGCCGAAGACGCCGUCAAGCACCUGAAUGGGCACACGCCCCCCGGCAGCUCUGAGCCAAUCACAGUAAAGUUUGCUGCCAACCCUAAUCAGGCCAGGAACUCCCAGAUGAUGUCACAGAUGUACCACGGCCAAUCACGGCGCUUCGGGGGUCCUGUCCAUCACCAGGCGCAGAGGUUCAGGUUUUCUCCAAUGAGCGUUGACCACAUGGGCGGAGGGGGUGGGGCCUCGGGGAACUCGUCCUCUGGUUGGUGCAUUUUCAUCUAUAACCUGGGUCAAGACGCAGACGAGGCCAUCCUGUGGCAGAUGUUUGGGCCGUUCGGCGCUGUUGUCAAUGUGAAAGUGAUCCGAGAUUUCAACACAAACAAGUGCAAAGGCUUCGGCUUCGUUACCAUGACGAACUACGAGGAAGCUGCCAUGGCGAUCCACAGCCUGAACGGGUACCGACUGGGAGACAAGGUCCUGCAGGUGUCCUUCAAGACCAGCAAGGGACACAAGUAGAGUGGGGCAGGAGGGGGGAGGAAGGGGUGGUCUUGACAAGUUAAAAAAAAAUGUUUCUUCUGUCAGUUGAGCCGAAGAGUUUUCAGACAGUUUUGUCAGUUUUUCUCAGUUUUGUUUGUGUCACUGUGAGUUUCUUUUUCUCCCAGCAUGCCCGCUUUUUUCAAUAUCACUUGUAAAACGUUUGAACAUUGUUUCUCUGAAUGUCUGAAUAUUCGUCCAGGAUGCUGGACUGAGAGGUGCCAGGUGGUGGUUACUAAUGUAACCUGAGUUCCUCACUUGUUGAAAUGACGUUGGUAGUUUGGAUCCACAUGUUUGAAGUUUCACUGUGUCUCAGCUUUGAAAACCAGAUGUGUGUGUGUGUGUGUGUGUAACUGACAUGAAUGAAACCGCUUCAGUCGUUUCAGACAUUAAACUACAAACUGAUCCCUGCAGAAAAUUUGAUAAUGAAAACGUGGGUCAAAGGUGACUGCAGUGUAAGCAACAGGAUCUUUUUUUUUUUUUUUUUUUUUUUUUUUUAACAUUAAAGUGAAACAGUUGGUCAGUUCUUUUCUAUAGUAUAAAUACUGAGUUUGCCCUGCAGACAUAACGUUCAACAGAAAACAGCUGGUAGCCAUUAAACUAUAUAAAGUGUGAUUAAUAAGUUUAUCGCACAGAUUGAAAAAGUUGUUGAUGUAGAAGAAUCCACUCUGAGCUCAGUUUGUCUCAAACAUAUUUUUGUUUGAGUAUUUCAAAGUAAAUCUGUUAAUGCUGAUGUGUCAUCAGUGUCAGGUGAUUGACAGCUGUCUGGGCCAAUAAGCAUGCAGUAGACGGGACUCGAGGUAACAUUCAGAGAGGCAGUUUCAUUUCAUGUGUUUGACAAACUGAUUUUAUUUCAUAUUUUUACAAAUGGCUUUCAGGCAAAAACAGCAUUUUUAUGUGUAGUGAUUCUUUCUU
Messenger RNA from Xiphias gladius (swordfish), 2825 nucleotides. RefSeq names its product ELAV-like protein 1. NCBI's taxonomy places the organism in Eukaryota, Metazoa, Chordata, Actinopteri, Istiophoriformes, Xiphiidae. The record is from RefSeq and is a predicted model, not a curated record. Gene Ontology annotation, cellular component: ribonucleoprotein complex. The transcript is spliced from 5 exons. Bases 1221 to 1892 code for a protein of 223 amino acids. Gene Ontology annotation, molecular function: RNA binding.